This is a messenger RNA of Triticum urartu, 2530 nucleotides long. RefSeq names its product Endomembrane protein 70 protein family. Gene Ontology annotation, cellular component: membrane. Lineage: Eukaryota; Viridiplantae; Streptophyta; Magnoliopsida; Poales; Poaceae. The record is from RefSeq and is a predicted model, not a curated record. Gene Ontology annotation, biological process: protein localization to membrane.
CCGGCCGAAUUCAUCCACGUUCUCUCCAUCCCCAUCCCCAUCUGCAUCCCCAAGCAGAGCACCGCGCCGUCACCCUCACGCCGUAUAAACCACCGCCCCACCAACGCCAGACCCCCGUCGCCCUCCCUCGCGUGAGCCGCGUCCCCCUCCCCGCCGCCCCCCGCCCCAGAUCCACCGACACCCCACCCCACCCCCCUCCCCCGCCGACGCCGCUGCCGCCCCACCCCCAGAUCCAGAUCCGGCGGCCAUGGCCAUGGCCGCGGCCCGCCCCCGCUCACCGCUCGCGCUCCUGGCGCUCGCCGCGGCGGCGGCGCUCCUCCUCCUCGCCACCCCCGCCGCGCACGCCUUCUACCUCCCGGGGAGCUACCCGCACAAGUACGCCCCGGGGGAGCCGCUGAGCGUCAAGGUGAACUCGCUCACCUCCAUCGACACCGAGAUCCCCUACAGCUACUACAGCCUGCCCUUCUGCGCGCCGCCGGAGGGGGUCAAGGACAGCGCGGAGAACCUGGGCGAGCUGCUCAUGGGCGACCGCAUCGAGAGCUCGCCCUACCGCUUCAAGAUGCACGCCAACGAGUCGGACGUGCUGCUCUGCCGCUCCGCCCCGCUCUCCCCGCCGGACUUCGCCCUCCUCAAGCGCCGCAUCGACGAGAUGUACCAGGUCAACCUCAUCCUCGACAACCUCCCCGCCAUCCGCUACACCCGCAAGGACGACUACUUCCUCCGCUGGACGGGCUACCCCGUCGGCAUCCGCGUCGGCGUCGACUACUACGUCUUCAACCACCUCCAGUUCACCGUGCUCGUGCACCGCUACGAGGACCCCAACGUCGCCCGCGUCAUGGGAGCCGCCGCCGACGCCUCCGACGGCGCCGCCGUCUCCGCCAACGCCGGCAAGGACGCCUCCGCCGCCCCCGGCUGGAUGGUCGUCGGCUUCGAGGUCGUGCCCUGCAGCAUCAAGCACAACCCCGAGGACGCCAGGGCCGUCAAGAUGUACGGCAGGUUCCCCAGCAAGAUCAAGUGCGACCCCUCCACCGUCUCCAUGAGCAUCAAGGAGAACGAGCCCAUCGUCUACACCUACGAGGUCUCCUUCGUCGAGAGCGACAUCAAGUGGCCCUCCCGGUGGGACGCCUACCUCAAGAUGGAGGGCGCCAAGGUGCACUGGUUCUCCAUCCUCAACUCGCUCAUGGUCAUCGCGUUCCUCGCCGGCAUCGUCUUCGUCAUACUGCUCAGGACCGUCAGGCGCGAUCUCACGAGGUAUGAGGAGCUCGACAGCGAGGCGCAGGCCCAGAUGAACGAGGAGCUGUCCGGGUGGAAGCUCGUCGUCAGCGAUGUCUUCCGCGCGCCCAGCAACCCAAUGCUGCUCUGCAUGAUGGUUGGGGAUGGGGUUCAGAUCCUGGGAAUGGCCGUGGUCACCAUCCUGUUUGCCGCGCUUGGGUUCAUGUCGCCGGCCUCCCGUGGUACCCUCAUCACAGGCAUGCUCUUCUUUUACCUGGUUCUCGGGAUCCUGGCAGGGUACGCCAGUGUCCGCGUCUGGAAGACAAUCAGGUGCGGAGAUCACUCGGGCUGGGUUGGUGUUUCGUGGAGGACAGCCUGCUUCUUCCCUGGCAUCGCGUUCCUGAUCCUCACCACACUCAACUUCCUGCUGUGGGGAAGCCAGAGCACCGGCGCCAUCCCCUUCUCGCUGUUCGUCGUGCUGAUCCUGCUCUGGUUCUGCAUCUCUGUGCCGCUUACACUCGUUGGUGGGUUCCUCGGUGCCAAGGCGCCGCACAUCGAGUACCCUGUCCGCACAAACCAGAUCCCGCGUGAGAUCCCUGCUCAGAAGUACCCGUCCUGGCUGCUGGUUCUCGGCGCCGGCACGCUGCCCUUCGGCACCCUGUUCAUCGAGCUCUUCUUCAUCAUGUCAAGCAUCUGGAUGGGGCGCGUGUACUACGUCUUCGGGUUCCUCUUCAUUGUGAUGCUGCUCCUGGUCAUCGUCUGUGCCGAGGUCUCCCUGGUCCUGACCUACAUGCACCUCUGCGUGGAGGACUGGAAGUGGUGGUGGAAGUCAUUCUUCUCGUCCGGGUCCGUGGCCAUCUACAUCUUCCUCUACUCCAUCAACUACCUGGUGUUCGACCUCAAGAGCCUGAGCGGGCCGGUGUCGGCGACCCUCUACCUCGGCUACUCGCUCUUCAUGGUCAUCGCCAUCAUGCUGGCCACCGGCACGGUCGGGUUCAUCUCCUCGUUCUGCUUCGUGCACUAUCUCUUCUCGUCUGUGAAGGCUGAUUAAGUUUCUCCUUGCGUGGAAUGAUCAUUGAAUUGAGAGGUGAGUAAGCAUAGUGGGGAGUGGGCAUUGAAAAAGUUUGUAGUCAUCACAAUCGGUAGUUCAUCCCAACUUUUGGUAUACAUGUCCUGAAUAACUAUUUGUAUGGUCUAGGGAGGAUUCGCCAGUGGGCUUUAUGAUGAGGUGCAGGCAGCUUGCACGAUGUAAUAGAAUGAAUUGGUUUAUUCACAUUUACCGCCAUUUUAGCUGAUCAUUCUGCCAUUUAGUACUCUA